Orycteropus afer afer is the source of this 1020-nucleotide messenger RNA. RefSeq names its product cathepsin B (gene CTSB). The record is from RefSeq and is a predicted model, not a curated record. The transcript has 9 exons. NCBI's taxonomy places the organism in Eukaryota, Metazoa, Chordata, Mammalia, Tubulidentata, Orycteropodidae. Gene Ontology annotation, molecular function: cysteine-type endopeptidase activity. Bases 1 to 1020 code for a protein of 339 amino acids. Gene Ontology annotation, cellular component: lysosome. Gene Ontology annotation, biological process: regulation of catalytic activity.
AUGCGGCAGCUCUUGGCCAUCCUCUGCUGCCUGGCGAUGCUGACCAGUGCCUGGAGCAGACAACAUUUUGAGGCCCUGUCAGAGGAAUUGAUCAACUAUGUCAACAAAUAUAAUACUACGUGGCAGGCUGGACAUAACUUCUACAAUGUGGAUAUGAGCUAUGUGAAGAGGCUGUGUGGCACCCUGCUGAACGGUCCCAAGCUGCCCCAGAGAGUUGACUUUGCUGAGGAAUUAGAUCUGCCUGAAAAUUUUGAUGCCCGAGAAAACUGGCCCAACUGUCCAACCAUCAAAGAGAUCAGAGACCAGGGUUCCUGUGGCUCUUGUUGGGCAUUUGGGGCCGUGGAGGCCAUUUCGGACCGGGUCUGCAUUCACACCAAUGCACAUUUCAGUGUGGAGAUGUCUGCGGAAGACUUGCUCACCUGCUGUCACAUGGAGUGUGGGAAUGGCUGCAAUGGGGGCUUUCCCGCUGGAGCUUGGAACUUCUGGACCAAGAAAGGUCUGGUUUCUGGUGGCCUCUAUGACUCCCAUGUAGGCUGCAGACCUUACUCCAUCCCUCCAUGUGAGCAUCACGUCAAUGGCUCCCGGCCCCCAUGCAAGGGAGAGGGUGAGACUCCCAAAUGCAGCAAAACCUGUGAGCCUGGCUAUUCUCCAUCCUACAAAGAAGACAAGCACUAUGGAUAUAGUUCCUACAGCGUCCCUUCUUCUGAGAAAGAGAUUAUGGCUGAGAUCUACAAAAAUGGUCCGGUAGAGGGAGCCUUCUCUGUGUAUACAGACUUCCUGUUAUACAAGUCUGGAGUGUACCAGCAUGUAACUGGAGAAGAGGUGGGAGGCCAUGCCAUCCGCAUCCUGGGCUGGGGAGUGGAGAAUGGCACCCCCUACUGGCUGGCUGCCAACUCCUGGAACACUGACUGGGGUGACAGUGGCUUCUUUAAAAUCCUUAGAGGACAGGAUCACUGUGGAAUCGAAUCAGAAAUUGUGGCUGGAAUCCCACGUACUGAUCAAUACUGGAAUAGGAUCUAA